Carcharodon carcharias (great white shark) is the source of this 2724-nucleotide messenger RNA. It is a transcript of the gene drg2, whose product is annotated as developmentally regulated GTP binding protein 2. The coding region runs from base 142 to 1236 and encodes 364 amino acids. Gene Ontology annotation, molecular function: GTP binding; GTPase activity. The record is from RefSeq and is a predicted model, not a curated record. Lineage: Eukaryota; Metazoa; Chordata; Chondrichthyes; Lamniformes; Lamnidae. The transcript is spliced from 13 exons. Gene Ontology annotation, biological process: cytoplasmic translation. Gene Ontology annotation, cellular component: cytoplasm.
UUUCCAGGUUACACCGAGGUCAGAUUCCGAUUCCGGUUCCGAUUCCGAUUCCUGGGUCGUCCACGCGGGAAGUUUCCAGAAUCUGGGAGAACAUUCGGCUAGUUUCUCAGAAAAAAUACAUUCAGCUAAAAUCCCGCAGGCAUGGGGAUUUUAGAGAAAAUCUCGGAAAUCGAGAAAGAGAUCUCCCGGACCCAGAAAAACAAAGCCACUGAAUACCAUCUAGGCUUGUUGAAGGCCAAGCUUGCUAAGUACAGAGCCCAGCUGUUGGAACCCUCGAAAUCUACAGGAUCAAAAGGAGAAGGCUUUGAUGUGAUGAAAUCGGGAGAUGCCAGGGUAGCAUUGAUUGGAUUCCCUUCCGUGGGUAAGUCCACAUUCUUGAGUUUGAUGACUUCCACUGCAAGUGAAGCAGCUUCGUAUGAAUUCACAACCCUUACCUGUAUCCCAGGUGUCAUAGAGCACAAAGGAGCUAACAUUCAGCUUUUGGAUCUGCCUGGUAUCAUUGAAGGAGCAGCACAAGGUAAGGGUCGUGGCCGCCAGGUGAUUGCAGUUGCUCGGACAGCAGAUGUUGUAAUAAUGAUGCUGGAUGCGACAAAGGGUGAUGUGCAAAGAAAUUUACUAGAAAAGGAGUUGGAGUCUGUAGGAAUCCGACUGAACAAGCCUAAGCCCAAUAUUUACUUCAAGCCAAAGAAAGGUGGUGGGAUCUCUUUCAACUCGACAGUUACAUUGUCGCAAUGUUCUGAAAAACUAGUACAGCUCAUCUUGCACGAGUACAAAAUCUUUAAUGCAGAAGUUCUCUUCAGGGAAGAUGCAACUCCUGAUCAAUUUAUAGAUGUGGUAGUUGGAAACCGUGUGCACAUGCCUUGUCUUUAUGUUUAUAAUAAAAUUGAUCAGAUACCCUUGGAGGAGGUGGACAGAUUGGCCAGGCAGCCGCACAGUGUAGUCAUUAGCUGUGAAAUGAAGCUGAACUUGGACUAUCUGCUUGAAAUGCUGUGGGAAUACCUCGCAUUAAUCUGCAUCUACACAAAAAAGAGAGGAGAAAGACCAGAUUUUUCGGGUGCUAUAAUUAUGAGAAGAUCAGCCUCAGUUGAACAUGUGUGUCAUCGAAUUCAUAGGACAUUAGCGAGCCAGUUCAAAUAUGCUCUUGUCUGGGGAACAAGUACAAAAUAUAGUCCUCAACGAGUGGGGCUGACUCACAUAAUGGAACAUGAAGACGUCAUCCAAAUCGUCAAGAAAUAAACAAUGACCCAUGUUGCACAGUACCUGCAGUGUAUCACCAGCCUUCUCUUUCCCUCGCACGACAGGCAAUGUGAAAAUGGACUUUUUGGAAAUUGUAAUGCAAGAAUUGUGUUAAAUUGCCGAUGGAAAUGAUUUGCUGUGGCAGCCCUUUAAUACCAAAUAUACCAUGACUGGUAUUCUGUAGUAAGGUGACUGUUAAAAUGGAAGCAUGUGCCCACUAUAUAGGCUAAUACUAUACUUUGUGGCUCCUGCUCAAACAGUAACGCCUGUUUAUUUGUAACAAUUCUUAUUUUAUCACCAAAAUGUUUCAUUACCGCAAAGGACUCUGAUAGUAUUUCCCUUAUUAGCCUUUUGCCAACUUUCAAAACAUAGACUUGUUCCUUAUGGAACUGAAAAAUAUCCAAUUAGUGUGUGAUUUACAGUAAUUCAAAUAUGUAUAUGUUUGAAUGGAGAUGAGAUCCAGUUCAUUGUGCAAGGCAUUUACCAAGUGCUUUAAUUAGCUUAAUGUUCUCCUUGCUUCCCAUAUGUAUUGCAGAGCAGAGCUUGCAUCUUCCUAUAUCAGCACACAAAAACACAUUUGUCCAUUGGGUCCCUUUUUGUUUCUUUGUUUUUUUAUCCCCAUAGUAAUUUACAAAAAAAAGUCAUUCCCAAUUUUCUUCUUUCAUGUCAAAGUUGAUGACAUUGGCACUUUGGUACUUUAGACAUUCAUUGUAAGACGAAGCAGUUAAUAUCAGCAGGAUGUUCAACCAUGGAGGAUUUUGUUGCCAAGUCUAAACUUACCCUUGCAAGAGACUUGCACUGCACUUUCCAGGAAGUCACUAGAUAACCAUCAGGAACAUGGUUUGAAUGUUACUCAUUUGGUGCCCCAAGAUCAAUUUAAAAGCUCCAUAAGUUUGACGGCUGGUCAAAGGAGAAAAAUAGAGAGCUGUGCUCAGAGGUUGUGGGCCUUUCUUUAUCAUGGCUUGUCUGCUGCAUGGCAUCAAUAUAAAUGAGCAGCAAUGUUUGACGCUAACUCAGUCAACUAAACUGUGGUUCUCAAAGACAUUUGAUAAGUUUGAAAACACGUGGAGCAAUAUAUUGGACUUGCUGUGAAAUCUUGGGAAUGCUAUCGUCAAAAGGUUAUUGUUGUAUUGAUGAGCAUUCAGAAAAUUGAUGACCUGGGAGAUUGAACUGUAUGAAGAGAAGCUGACAGAAACAUGUAUUCACUGAAGAAAAGAAGCUUUAUGCAAAUCAGAGGCAUAGAUAAUGUUAUGUAAGUUGGAUAUUUAGCUUUGAACGUACAACCAGAAGACUUCUGUGCAAAAUCAAUGUACUCCAAGUAAGAUUUGAGCAGUUCAUGAGUCAAUCAACUUGCAAAAAGAUGAUGGAUAAAUAAUGUUAGGAAUGAAAUUGAUUUUACCAGGACGGAUAAAAGUAAACCUGAAUGUCAACAAGUUUGAAUUGCUUGUUUCUGUUGAUUAAAAAGUAGAUGGUCUUUUUUUGACCAGA